GCACUUGAGUGGGUGGGCUCACCGUUUUGGAUUGCCCUUUUGCGAAGAGAGGAGCGUAAUACCCAGCCUUCAGAGGCUGAUCUUGCGCAAGGUGCCAUUUCUGCAACUAAAUGGGAUUCAUCAGAUAUACCACCUACCACGGUAGACGGAUUGUUCUUAAUAAUUCUGUGCUCAGUAUUCUCUUACCCGACACCUGCUGUACACUACGGAGUGCGUGUUCUCCAGUUUUGCGCAUCGCCAGAAACAGCGCCAGACACUCCGGUGUUCAUAUUCUCUUUAUACACCUUGAAACCUGAACUAUAUUCUAAAAUGUCAUCGCCAAGUAAUGGAUCUAAUGUGACGGGGAAUUUUACCAAUCAGUUUGUUCAGCCGCCGUGGCGAAUCGCCUUGUGGUCAGUCGCCUACAGCUUCGUAUUAGUCGUGGCGGUCUUCGGAAACCUGAUUGUGAUUUGGAUAAUCCUGGCACACAAGCGAAUGCGCACUGUCACCAACUACUUUCUGCUUAAUUUGGCUUUUUCUGAUGCUUCAAAGGCUGCCUUUAACACUCUUAUUAAUUUCAUAUACGCUGUAAAUGGUGAAUGGUACUUUGGUGACUCUUACUGCAAGUUCCACAACUUCUUUCCUGUCACCGCUGUCUUUUCCAGCAUAUAUUCAAUGACAGCCAUAGCCGUUGACAGGUACAUGGCCUUCAUCCACCCUCUGCAACCGAGGCUGUCGGCGAAGGCGACCCGGGUGGUCAUCGUCUGCAUCUGGUCGCUGGCCAUCGUGCUGGCCUUCCCCCUCUGCUUCUACUCCACCACCACGACCAUCCCCCGGAGGACGCUGUGCUUCGUGAACUGGCCCCGAUCUUCAGAGGACUCCUUCAUGUACCACAUCAUUGUGACUGUACUGGUAUAUGUACUGCCCCUAGUGGUGAUGGGAAUUGCCUACACCAUCAUUGGAAUAACUUUGUGGGGAGGGGAGAUUCCAGGAGAUACAAAUAAAAAUUACCAUGGGCAGCUUACAGCAAAGAGGAAGGUGGUGAAGAUGAUGAUCAUCGUGGUGCUGACCUUCGCAUUUUGCUGGAUGCCUUAUCACAUCUACUUCAUCGUCACUGGACUUAACAAGCUGCUCACCAAGUGGAAGUACAUCCAGCAGGUCUACCUCUCAGUGAUGUGGCUGGCCAUGAGCUCCACCAUGUACAACCCCAUCAUCUACUGCUGCGUCAACAGCAGAUUCCGAGCCGGGUUCAAGCGGGCGUUCCGCUGGUGCCCCUUCAUCAAGGUGUCCACCUACGACGAGCUGGAGCUCCAGAUGGCGCGCUUCCACCCCGCCCGCCAGAGCAGCAUGUACACCGUCACCCGCCUGGAGUCCAGCGUGGCCGCCGCCGCGACCUUCGACCCUGCCGACGCGGACAACCCCGGCGCCCGCCAGGCGCGGCAGAAGAGCUGCCCCUCCCUCCACGGCGGUGCCAACGGCUGCCCCGGCGGGGGCCUGAGGGCUUCUGGGAGCUCCGGCCUCUACGGCCCUCGCGGUGCUCCCGCGAAAGAGUUCUCCUGAAGACCGGAAGGUUCCCUCGCCAAACCCACGGCGAAUAAGCGCACGGAUAAGGAGCUGUGCGCGCCGGGGAGAUGAGGCAGUGUGAAGUGUGUUGUGCAUGUGUUCAGAAACUGCUGGGUAUAAAAUGGACAUACCCAGUGUUUCAGUGUUAGUGUACAGAAAACAAGAACAUGGAUGACGAUGAUGACCAUUGCACACAAGUGUUUAUUUUCUAUUUUAUUUGCCAGCUGAUGUCACAGUCAUUACUUGUAAUUGGGGAGUAGUUUAACUACAUUUAGGUAAAUUAGUAGUUUUAAUUACAUAUUGCAGCAGUUUGUUGGUAGUUCAACUACAUUCAAAUUUGUCUGGAAGUUGAAGUAGUUAAUUUCUUUUUUUAUCAUUUUGAGGCAUGGUUAUCCACAGGUUAAGUCCAACUACUUUUAGCCCUAUAAUGUAUUCUUUUCCAAACCCGUUUAAGCAAAUACCGCCUCCUCUCUCUCUUUAUACUGCAAUCCUGAUUAGUGAGCUGCACACCACUCCACUAUGGUUACCAUCAGUCAACGGAAAAUUGCCAUACAUUGCUGGUUUUCCCUAAUGAGCUGUAUAAUUCUCCCCUAGUGCAAAAAGAAAGCAUUUCUGGGGACCAUGAUAAUGACUAUUAUUUGAUCUUUUUUCUUGUUUUACAGUGGUAGAAGUAGUUUGAACUACCCUUUUUUGAGUAACUGUAGUUUUGCCAGCUACAUUUCUCUUCAAGGUAGCUGUGCUGUAGUUCAACUACUUUCAGUGUGAAAUAAUUGCCCAUUUGCACGGCGACACUGUCACAGCUGAAGCUGAAGCUGAGGGAGGUCUGUAGACCCCGAUCACAACGAUAGUUAUUUUACCACACAUCAAGCUUCAAUGAAACAAAUUCAAAGUAUUUGGCCACUGAGAUGGAAUUUACGACUGUAACCGAAUAGCAUCACCUUAUAUAGACGGCCACACCACCUCCUUUACUAGUUUUAUGUCAUAGACAUUUAUAGUUACAAUUAAAUCAUCAGUUUUCUUUAGCCAGGGUUCAGUGAUAAUAAAGACAUCGAGAUCCGUUUAGAAACAAGAAUGACUGCGUACGCUUCUGGCAUUGAUAUGUGAUAAACCUAAACCUUGUUUCUGCUUUUGAAUGUAAGGGGGUCAGUUAGACUGUUGACACAAUUUACAGGCAGCACAGACUGGAGAUGGACUGUUACCAUUUGAACUGCAAUUAAAUUAGAAAUAUUUCUGCACACAGGAGCAUGAUAUUUAUAUCGUCUAUGGGGAGUUAAGGAGUAAAUGUUUAAUUAAUGUGAACACAUUGUACCCACUGGCAGUCAGAUGCAGAAUGACUAGCUGAAGUCUAAAGUCAGCUCUAUGUUCAUAGCUAAAAGAUGGGAACCAGCUGAGUUGGGGUAUAGACCAUCUACUUAAAAAAGUUCCCUAUUGACUCAAGAAAAAAAAGUGAAAUUGUCCAAAAGGUGUAAACUUGGGAGGGCCACAGUGUUCUUUUCACCAGAUGUGAAGUUGGCAGAUUUGGCUGAACUUUACUUGGCCAGAGUAAUAACUGCAGUGGUGCGCUGUUUACCAGAAUCCAGGAGAGCAUGACUAAGAGUGAUGAAACUCAUCCUUGAGUUUCUCCGAUUCCUAAAGCCUGAUGUCAUUUUAAUCCCACGUUGACGGCUAUAGAGCGGACGCCAAUUGGUGUUCCCGCUGAUGCGAUGGCAUUCUGGAAUUAAUGCCUUGGACUUGGACACCCUGGAAAGCAAAGCGUAUGUGCUUGAGGGAUGAAGAUGUACUGAAUGUUGGAUGAGCCCACCACGAGCGCAGGGUCGGAGCUGAGGUGGAGGGAGGAGGGGAGAGGGGGAUGGUCUUCACGAGUCGUCCACCUAGGCUGCUGGGCUCCGGUAGACGAGCAAGGUGCGGUGUGGUGUUUAGGCCGCUGGUGUGGUGGAUAUCCAGCCUUCCUUCGGUUCAGCUUCCCUUUCUAUAUCCUCAACCUCCCUCAAUUAAUAGUAAUAAUAAUAAUAAUAAUAAUAAUAAUAAUAAUAUCAGCUGAACGCUGAUGCUUUCUGGGCUAAACUAUUUGGACUUCAACAGUUACUUAAAAAUAAAUUAAAAAGUAUAAAUAAAUAAUAAAUAAGCAGAUGCCCAUGUUGGAGAAAACUUACAAAGUCAAGUUACGAAACUAAAAAUAAGUAAUAAAUAAAAGCCCACAGUGGGUGAAACUGUGGAAACAUAGUAAAACUUGGAGAUAAAAAAUAAAAUGAUAAAAAAUCAAAUGAUUAAAUUUCAAAAUGAAAUUAAAGUAAAUAAAUGUAAAGGAUUAAAUAAAGACCAAAGUAGAAAGGGGGUAAAGGUGUCUGUGUUUGGAAGUGAUGGUUGUAAAGGAUUAAAAAAGCAAAACUUCAAAAACGAAGCUCUCAAACCUCUCUGUGAUCUCCCAGCACGAUACUGAAUGUCUGAUUGAACAUUGUAAGAUUCUGAUGUGUAAAAAAGUUAACUUGUCAUAAUGAUUGGCAAUAGAAGUACAUGUUUGGCUUACUGAACAGCCACUGUUCUGAUUAAGAUAUGUAUAUCCAUGAUUAGAUUUGAAAUUAAAUAUGCAAAUAAUAACACCCCCCCCCCCCCAACAAAAAGAACUGUAGUAUCAUAUUUUCUAUAUCAAAAUUUUCAAUGGUCUAUUAUUCUAGGUAAUUUAAUUAUUUUGUGGAAUGGAACUAAUGUUUAGACUGCAAGAUGACUGGAAUUAUAUAGAAAAGGUCGGAUUACAUCUGGUCUGUCUCUAACACACCUCAUCAGUCCUACCGUAAGACUACCGUGCACUGCAUGUAGACUGAGGCAAAAGCCUUUAUCAACUAUAUCACUCCAAAUAAGCAGGUUUUGAGUCCAGCAAUAUAAUCACCGGCUCAAGAGAAGCCAGAACUGGACACCAGGACUGGGUCCUAAGAUGGAGUUUUGAUGAAGCAUCUUUCUCACCUGCUUAGAGCACAUUUGGUGUUUCCCAUCACAAGCCACUAUUUUAGUAUUUUCCCUUAUUUUCUCACUGGAAUUUUUUUAACUUACAGUUUUGCAUGUAUUCUAGCCAAAGGGGAAGUAUAUGUACAGCUUAUUUCACAUCUAGAUGUUUUAUUAAUGAUUCAUUACCUCAGUGCAAUGUGAACAAUGUGAUGUUAUAUUUUUAAUAAGUACCCUAUUCAAGAACAUUUAAAGAAAUACUACAGACUGCUUUUAUUGUCAGUUAAUUGUGUGCAAUUGCUGGUGUGCUGUAGGUCUUUACUGUGAUUCUAAAACCCAUAGUGCUGUUUACUCCAUAUCAUUCAAUGAAAUGUCGUUAUGGAUUUUCGAUAAAGACACCUCUAAGUGUCUUUUGUGUGAGCCAAAAACAGGAUGCUAAGAUAAAGAAAAUGAAACAAUUCUUGGGAAAUUGCUCUUGCUGUCAGUACAAUGGCCCAAACUAACCCAAGAUAGGUGCCUAUUUUUUCUCCUUGGUCAAUUGUGUUGAUGAUUAAAUCGAUCAAACUAUGUUUGUGAAGGAAAGAAUGAAUGGACACAUGCACAAAAAUCUUGAUUGAAUACAAAUCUUUAUCAAUUAAUCUUAGUGGGUGGUUCAGAGCAAAUGGACAUGGACCACACCAGGAAUUAAGUUAGAAUUCAGCUAUUUUGAAGAUGUACAAUACUUAUUUUUGAAUAAAUGUGAAUUUACAUAUUUUACAUAUUAAUUAAAAAAUGUAUCACAUACAUUUGUUCUUUAUUUGCUGCCAUCGGUCAUAUACUACAGUAAGUAAUGGUCAGCAUGUUUAUAUUGUACAUAAAUAUAUAUGAAACGUGAUGUGCAAAAAAUGUAUUAAUGUUUGUUAUCUCAUUGAGAAUAAUAAUUAGAAGGUCAUUUAAACAAAUUGUGCAUGUACAUAAGAAAUGUCUAAAGUAACAGUUUCGUGUGAUGAAAAUACUAUUCAUUGCUGUGUUUGAAUCAUUUUUAUGGAAGUUUUUUGCAGCUUUUUUCCAAUCAGAACUUGAAAUCAAUAGCACUGUCAUGGGUAAUAAGGAACAGUAUCUUUGCAGCUAAGGACGCUCAGAAACAUCCCACGUGAAUGAGGCAUCUCUAGUCUGGCUGUAAUACAGGCAUGCGCCUCACCCAAGGCUGAUUCAUAAAGCUGUUCCCCGGUGAGGCAAAAUAACUGACUGCAUACGUGUGUUUAAAUAAGAUAAUCCCAUAACACCAGUCUGAAACACGGCUCGCUGGCUGCCACGAGCUUUGGUUUGCGUCAGAGUGGGUUUGUGAAGCAACAUCACUUUCAAACCUAAGCUUUGGAGUUUCUGAGGACUGAUCUCCCAAGAUAUUCUCUUUUAAAAGAUGCUUUUGCUUCCGGUGUAGGUCCUAAGUCAUACAGGGUCAGAAAGAAAAUAUGAAGAAGAUAUUUGGGACAAUCAAAGUCUCAGACUGUAAUUUUUACAGUAUACAAAAUGGGUGUGUAACUUAAUACUCUCUUUGUCAAAAUGGUGUAUGUCAAAAGCAAGCAUCGCAGGAGGAGAUAAACAAGACCUUAAAAAGGCUUGUUACAUCUGUCUUAGGAGAAAGGGGUCAUCACAAGCUCGUGGCUGCUGUACCUAACCAAUCCUGUCUUGAUCACAUGACAUCGUUGUUGUUAGCAAUGCGUUAACUGAAUUGUCAUGCAUCGCUCCAUUGUAAUCAGUGUUAAAUAGUUUUACGGUACGUACGGUAAAUGUGUCACUGUGGAUCUUAAUGUUACGUGUCGUUUCAGUCAUUUGUUGAAUAAAGGUGUGUAAAUUGUCUCAGAAACUAA
Anguilla rostrata (American eel) is the source of this 6332-nucleotide messenger RNA. RefSeq names its product neuromedin-K receptor. Lineage: Eukaryota; Metazoa; Chordata; Actinopteri; Anguilliformes; Anguillidae. Bases 310 to 1539 code for a protein of 409 amino acids. Gene Ontology annotation, molecular function: tachykinin receptor activity. Gene Ontology annotation, biological process: G protein-coupled receptor signaling pathway; positive regulation of flagellated sperm motility. Gene Ontology annotation, cellular component: sperm midpiece; plasma membrane. The record is from RefSeq and is a predicted model, not a curated record. The transcript is spliced from 5 exons.